Messenger RNA from Planococcus citri (citrus mealybug), 1858 nucleotides. RefSeq lists its product as uncharacterized. The coding region runs from base 430 to 1491 and encodes 353 amino acids. Lineage: Eukaryota; Metazoa; Arthropoda; Insecta; Hemiptera; Pseudococcidae. The transcript has 5 exons. The record is from RefSeq and is a predicted model, not a curated record.
CCGAAUUUUACGACGUAAAAGGAGUGGACUACCCUUCGGUACCUGUUUGAAACAGACUUUAUUAUGUAGGUUUUUAUUUUUUGAGUAUUCGAGAUUUUUCAAAAAAUGUUAUCUCCACCAAAUCGAAUCGCAAAGUUUUAUAUCGCAAGCUUCCCAAAAUCACGUUCGCUUUUUUUUUUUUUAAUUUCGCGAGGUUUGUCAUAUCACUCGUUAUGAUAAGUUCGACCUUGGUUGCGACGAACAAAAUGAAAUCAUUGGCUGCGUGUAAGUCUAAUCAGUUCAUACGACUGCGUUAACGUUGAUACAGAAAUUUUUUUGAAAACGAGCCAAUGAAAAAGUAUGUGCAUCAAUGUGCAUUUUAGUAUGAAGUAAUUUUACCUCUUGAAUAUUAAUGUAAAUGGGCCCAAGCGUUAGUAUAAUAUUUUUGUUAUGCCCAAGUUUUUAUCGUUAUGUGUAAUGAAGAAGUUAUCUUUGAUAAUAUGUUUGUUAGAAUUUAUAACGAUUCAUUCGAGUUUUGGAGUAGUUUAUAAAGAAUUCAUUUGCCAAAAUUUAAACGUUUUAGGCAGACCACAAACGGACUGUUUUGGUGAUGGUGAAAUACUAACACUUCCUAAUUCCAUUGGUAGAAAUGUGCAAGAGCUAAACGUAGAAGCAUUCCUCAAAUCAUCCUUCGCCAUCAACAGUAUCGACACGUUCGCUCGUUUUGAAAACCUAUCCGUACUAGAUAUUCGCACUGGGAAAAGUUUCCACGUAGAUGAAAAGCUGCAAAAACCAGAUACUCGCGAUCAGUUACGAAAAUACUUAUUUCACUUGCCCAAAUUGGAAACUUUGAUUAUCCACUACGAAGAAUUCAACGAUGUCAAUAACUCUUGGGUAUUGCCUCCGAACUUGAAAGAGUUACAUUUACACCACAGUGUGCUGGAAUUCGACCUAAACUCUUGCUCUGUCCUCGAAACCCUCAUCUUCAAUAACAACAAGUUGAAAAAAAUGCCAACGUUGCCUAAUCCCCCUCCCCCGUUAAGAGUGUUAUCUUUGACGUUGGAAACUUCCUUAGAUGACUUCACAGUGGACGAUAUCGCGCCUCUGUGUACACUUCGACGUUUGGAGUUGGUUAUGUAUGCUUCUGAAGACGAUCAUAAAAGGAGAUGCGAAUGUAAUCGGUUGAAAGAAUUCAUCUCCGGGUUGGAUUUGCCGAAUGGUGAUGGAUACGCUGGUGAAUACGCGGUUGCUUCGGAUGUCAAUUUGAUUUGCCCUAUUGACGAUCCUAACGAUUGCGAUAAUUACACGUUGGACGACGCGUGGAAAAAAAGAGAAAUGUGUUUAUGGAGUCAUUAUGGUGUUGUGCCCAGAAGUCUGAUAAAAAAUUUAAUAGUGUUCGUGUUGAUGGUUAUUGUGAUCGCAGUGCUGAUAACGUCCUAUGGUAUUCAUUGUUUCAGAAUGCGACCUAAACGUACUACAUUCAAAGUUGUUGAAAAGAAAUCUGUAUUGUGAUGAUGAAAUAUGGUGUUCGAGCUACAUAUUCGUAGAUAGUGAGCCAACUUCUCAACUUGAAAAUUGGAAUGAUUAAAUCCAAAGGUUGGCUUGAAUUCAUUUCGGAUCUAGAGACGUGAUAAAUUCACCAUGUAGACUCAUUCGAACAAAUGUUUGCGGAAAAGUGAACUGAGAGGAGAUUUUUUGCAACAUUUUUAGACGUUUGUUUGCUUAUUUUUUGGAAUAAUAAUUGUUCAAUGGAUCCAAACGACGUGUUUUCGAUUAUAAUUUUAAAGAUUUUUACUGGAUACUUGAUAAUUAUGUAGAAAUUUGAAGUCUGAUGUUUGACGUGUUGGUUAUUUUAUAUUAAAAUGGGAUAGUUGAUUUU